AUGAGGUUCACUGACCUUACGCUGCUCGCAGCAGCAGCACUCCCUGGCGGAGCCCUUGCUGCUGCACAUGCUAAUGCACAUGCGCAUGCCCACACCAACGCGAACACUUCGAGCUCAGCAUCUGCGCUCCUCUCAUCCGGCACCCUGAACCUAGGCGCGUACCAGUCCGCCUAUUUCAAGGCCAAGGAACUUGUCUCCGGCCUCAACACCACCGAGAAAGUUUCUAUCAUCACGGGCGGGUCUGUCGAUGAGGUCUGGGACGCCCUGCAAAGCAAGGACGGCAUGAGCGGUGUCAACAUGGCGUACUACGUCUCCUCCUUUCCGCUUGGCAACGCCCUUGCUAUGACUUGGAAUGCUUCCCGCGCAUACGAUCAGUUUCUAGCCACUGGCAAGGAAUUCUAUGGCCUUGGCUAUAACCUUGUCAACGGACCCGAGCCCGGUCCUCUCGGACGCACGCCGUGGGGUGGACGCGCAGCUGAGGCCUUCUCUCCCGAUCCUUAUCUUUCUGGUAUCUUCAUGGGCCAGUCCAUUGCCGGCCAGAACGCUGCCGGUGUUAUUUCUGUUGGUCGUCAUUUCAUUCUCAACGAGCAGGAGACGAACCGUGGCAUGAGCGGAACAACUUACUCGUCUGUUGCGGGCGACAAGGCGACCCACGAGCUCUAUGCGUGGCCUUUUGCUGACGGUGUGCAUGCGGGAAUGGGCGCCAUCAUGUGCGCGAUGAACGACGUCAACGGCACCACAGCAUGUGAGAAUAAGCAUACUCUCACAGACCUUCUCAAGGCCGAGCUCGGCUUUCCUGGUAUGGUCAUGCCCGAUGUAGGCGGGCAGAAGAGUUCUUUUGGCUCUGCAAACAACGGUCUUGACUACGGUUCUAGCCAGUACUGGUCCGACUCCAUUAUCGAGGCUGGUCUUCGCAAUGGAACCCUGACGAAAGCGAAGCUUGACGACAUUGCUAUCCGUAACGUCAUUGGGUAUUUCUACGUUGGGCUCGACAAGAACCCUGCGCCGUCUGUCGCCGACACAACAGCCAACCGCCACGUCAUGAAGGAUCACAAGAAGCUCAUCCGCGAUGUUGCUACUGAGUCCCUUGUGCUGCUGAAGAACACGCCUGGAGAGAACGUUGGUCUUCCCCUGACCGAGGGCAACUCGAUUGCCAUUUUUGGUGCCCACGCGGGCUUUCCCCUCGCUGGACCGAACCUUGAGUUCAGUGUCAUGGGCUCGAGCGGCGAUACGUUCCAGGGCCAUCUUACCUCGCCUACAGGUUCCGGUGCGGGAUCUGCGAGCUAUGUCAUCACGCCUCAGCUGGCCAUGACCCUUCGUCAACGCGAAGAUGGCGGUAUGUUGUGGUGGAUCACAAAUGACACUUACACUGAGAGCUCCAGUUCUGGAUUCCCUGGCGGUAGUGGUACGGGUGGUGGUAUGGGUGGUGGUAUGCCCGGUGGUAACUCUUCCAGCGGUGGCUUCCCUGGUGGAGGUUUUGGCAGUGCUCCCGGAGGAGGUAUGGAUGGUGGUGAUGGUAUGGGCGGCGGCGGCGGCGGCGGAGGCAUGGCUGGUCUUGGCAGCGGAACCGGGGUCACCCACAGCUACGCCAACUACGCCUCAUCCUCCGACGCGUGCGUUGUCUUCCUCAACGCCCUAGCCGGUGAAGGCGCUGACCGCAACGAACUCUUCAACGACGACCAAGACACCAUGGUCACCACCGUUGCGGAGAACUGCAACAACACCAUCGUGGUAAUCAACACCGUCGGCCCGCGCCUCAUGGAAUCCUGGAUCGAAAACGACAACGUCACAGCCGUCCUAUACGGCGGCCUCCUCGGCCAGGAAUCCGGCUUCGCCAUCAGCGACGUCCUCUACGGCGAUGCCAACCCCUCCGGAAAACUCACCCACACGAUCGGCAAAAACGCAUCGGACUACCCUGCUUCUAUCUGCGAGACCACCGAAUGCGACUUCACCGAAGGCGUGUACAUCGACUACCGCUGGUUCAAGGCCAAGAACACCACGCCCCGCUACGACUUCGGCCACGGCCUCUCCUACACAACCUUCAAGUAUGGCUCUGUGCAAGCCAAGGCCACAGCCCCCAAAGCCCUGGCAACCCGCUACCCCAGCGGCCCCCGCGCCCUCGGCGGUACCAAAGACCUCUUCGAUGAAGUUGUCAAGGUCACAACCAAGAUCUCCAACACCGGAAAGCGUGAUGGUGCGGAAGUGGCUCAGCUGUACGUUUCAUUCCCGGCUGAGGCUGCGCAGCCCGCUCGCAUCCUCCGCGGCUUCGAGAAGGUCCAUGUGCCCGUUGGCAAGGAGGUUGAUGUUACCUUCUCCCUGCGUCGUCGCGACCUGAGUUACUGGGAUGUGGCGGCGCAGAAGUGGGCGAUUGCGAAGGGUGAGUAUAAGUUCUCGGUUGGCGCGAGUUACUCGGAUCUUAGGGGCUCUGCGACGCUGGAGAUUUGA
Molecule: messenger RNA, 2445 nt
Organism: Aspergillus mulundensis
Lineage: Eukaryota; Fungi; Ascomycota; Eurotiomycetes; Eurotiales; Aspergillaceae
Exons: 1
Coding region: 1-2445 (814 amino acids)
Biological process (GO): glucan catabolic process
Molecular function (GO): beta-glucosidase activity
Source: RefSeq, a predicted model, not a curated record